Messenger RNA from Brassica napus (rape), 2223 nucleotides. RefSeq names its product exocyst complex component EXO70H1-like. Gene Ontology annotation, molecular function: phosphatidylinositol-4,5-bisphosphate binding. Gene Ontology annotation, cellular component: exocyst. Lineage: Eukaryota; Viridiplantae; Streptophyta; Magnoliopsida; Brassicales; Brassicaceae. The transcript has a single exon. Gene Ontology annotation, biological process: exocytosis. The record is from RefSeq and is a predicted model, not a curated record. Bases 186 to 2054 code for a protein of 622 amino acids.
AUACUACAUUUCUAUAUAUAUAUACCAUCCUCCUAUCGUAUCUGCUAUUCUGCUUCACUUCAUUACAAACAAACCAUAAACUUCUCUUAUUUAGUAAAAACAAAAGUAUUUUGUUUUCACAGAAGAAACAAAGAGGCAAGAAAACAAAAUAAACAGAGCAACACACAAAACAAAGUUCUGAGAUUAUGGGGAAGCACUUGUUCCGGUCAUCUCCUCCACAGGAGAAACAGCCAGCUCACCAAACACUCGCCGAGUCAGCUGUACAAGAGUGUAUGAGCAAAAUCAACAGAGUCACAUCCAAAUGGACUUCUCCUUCUCCUUCUUCCGACGCACACCUCUUCUCCACCAACAGUCGUCGCGAAGCAGAGGAGUUCGCUGAAGCCGUCAGGCAUCUACACAGCACGAUGCACCGUUUAGCCGCCGUCAAUCCAUCAUCUGAAAAGCUAGUCUACGCUCAGAACCUGAUGCAAUCAGCGAUGAACCUUCUCGAAUCAGAAUUCCACCGCGUGUUGAAGGAGAACCGACAGUAUCUCGACCCUGAAUGCGUCUCAGUCCGAUCCUACAGAUCGUCAAGAUUCGCAUCGACACCCACCAGCGUCUCCGACUCCGAAGACGAAACUUUUUACGAAGAAAACGCAGAAGAACAUAGAUUCUCCGGCGGAGAUUCCGACGCAAUGGACGAUCUCAAGAUGAUUGCUGACUGCAUGAUCUCAACCGGAUACGCCAAAGAAUGCGUCAAGGUCUACAAAACCGUGCGGAGAUCGAUCGUCGACGAGACGCUCCACGGCUUAGCGGUGGAGAGAUUCACUCUCCACCAAGUUCAGAAAAUGGAUUGGGACACUCUCGAGUCCAAGAUCAGGACCUGGCUGCCAGCUGUCAAGCUAGCCGUUAGGUCCCUCUUUUUCGGAGAGAGGCUUCUCGCCGAUCACGUCUUCUCCUCGUCCCUCAACAUAGUCGAAUCCUCCUUCACCGACAUCACACAAGAAGGAGCGUUGACUCUCUUCACCUUCCCGGAGAACGCGGCCAAGAUCAAGAAACUCUCGCCGGAGAAAAUGUUCCGGUUCCUCGACAUGUACGAGUCCCUCGCGAGCCUCUUCGUCGAGAUCGAGUCCAUCUUCUACUUCGACUCGGCCGCCGCCGUCAGAGCUCAGGUGAUCAACUCGCUGGCGAAACUCGGCGACGCGGCGAGGCUCAUGAUGACGGAUUUCGAAACGGCGAUUCAGAAGGAAACCUCCAGAACGCCGGUCGUCGGCGGCGGCGUUCACCCUCUCACGCGCUACGUCAUGAACUACCUCUCCUUCCUCGCGGACUACGACGAGUCCAUCGCCGUGAUCUUCGAGAACUGGCAGGUAACCUCGCCGUCUCCGUCGCCGGAGUCUCUCGCCGGAGACGACGCUCGGCCGGAGGAGCUGUACUCGUCUCCGGUGUCGGUACGUAUCGCGUGGGUGAUCCUCCUGACUCUUUGUAAGAUCGACGGCAAAGCUCAGCCGUACAAAGACGUGGCGCUGUCUUACCUCUUCCUCGCGAAUAAUCUCCAAUACGUCGUCGUUAAGGUGCGUUCGUCGUCUGGCUUGAAGGUUCUUCUCGGGGAGGAUUGGGUGGUGAGGCACGAGGGGAAGGUGAAGCAGUACGCGGAGAAGUUCCAGAAGCUCGCGUGGGGGAAAGUGCUGACGUCGUUGCCGGAAUAUCCUAAGGAGGAGAUCGCGCCGGAGGAGGCUAGAGAGUUGUUCGGUAGGUUUAACGACGAGUUCGAGGCGGCGUACCGGAGACAGAUGUCGUGGGUGGUGCCCGACCCGAAACUUAGGGACUGGAUCAAAAUCUCGUUGAGUGGGAAACUCGUGCCGGUUUGUUCCGAGUUUUACGAGGUGAACCGGUUCGGUUUGGGAGGAGACGGGUUUAAUGUCAGGUAUACCCCUGAAGAUAUUGGAAACUACUUGUCGGAUCUUUACUUUGGAAGUAGAGGGUCAGGGAGUGUGUCGACAAAAGGCUCAGGAUCCGGAUCCGGAACCGGUUCGUCGACUACGGUUAAAUCUCGUGGAGGACGUAGCCAUUGAAUGAGAAUCUCGUCAUAUAUUAAGUUCUUUUGUUUAAUUUUAGGUGGUGAUCGUGAUAUUGUUAAGGUACAUACAGUGAUGUAUGAUCGUAUCAUAUAUUCAUAUAAUAUGUUAAAUUAUUAAUCGAAUUAUCGUUAUACCAUAAUAAUCAUUCGAUAAUUUUUUGGAA